Armigeres subalbatus is the source of this 1639-nucleotide messenger RNA. Its product is annotated as ataxin-10. Gene Ontology annotation, biological process: neuron projection development. The coding region runs from base 82 to 1443 and encodes 453 amino acids. The record is from RefSeq and is a predicted model, not a curated record. The transcript has 4 exons. Gene Ontology annotation, cellular component: cytosol. Lineage: Eukaryota; Metazoa; Arthropoda; Insecta; Diptera; Culicidae.
CCACUCCAAACAGUGCGAUGUCGAUGACUUUACGCUGCACAGAGGUCAUUCUGCAGUUGCUUCAAGAGUCCUGAAAACAACAUGGAAUAUAUCAGCGAAAAAGUGUCUGAAAAUGAUUAUGAAUCUGCUCUCAAAGCCUUAAACCAGCUUGACAUCAGCAAAUAUGACUACGACCAGUUCAAAAGUCAAUCAAGUAAAAUUUUGGAUACCUUCUGGGUCUGCCACAUGGACGGUGAUUACCAGAAUAAGAUUGCCGUAAAAUGUCUCAAUUUGUUGAAACGAUCGUGUGCCUUGGGUGAAUCCUUUCAAAACGAAAUAAUCUCCAAAGAGCCCUUCCUGGGCAACCUAACGAAAAUUUUGAAUGAUGACAAUAUUCCGGAAAACAUUAGGCUGAACUGCUUACAACUGCUGGCGAAUCUUUGUGUUCAGAAUAAACGGAACCAGGAGCAAAUACUGAAGGAGUUCAAAAAUUAUCUAUUGAAGAGUAUCGAGGCUAACAAUAGUUUUACAAACGCUGCCACGAUGAUCGUCUACAACGCAUUUAUCUACAAAGCCGACAUUGGGCUGGACGCCCAAGAACUGCUGGCGGUUUUAUUGGCGAAUGUGGAAACCAAUCGGCAGGCCCAGCAAGAGGCACCCGAGUUUGUGGGAAUCUUUCUCGAGUACCUGAUGUGCGACAGCAACGAGGUCGUCGACGGAUACGAACGAAUCGAAUGCUCGAAGCGCAUCCUGUUUGUACGCUACCUGAAUGAGUACAUCCGUCAGGAGAAAAGUGGACGGUCGAUCAGGUCGCUCCAACAGGAUUUGUUCAAGCAUCUGUUGGUUGAUUUUAAGAAGAAGUCUGACUGUGUGCUCAAGACGGUAGAUAGCUACUUGGAUGGGGAGAAAACGGGCGAGGUUUUUGCGCUGCUGAUGUUUCUGGCGGACGCUAGUUGCGUUGAGCCGUACGGGUCGUUCUUGCGACAAGAUGGAGCGCUGUUUCUCAACAUGGGAAGUCUUCUUCGUCAGUUACAAACCAUUGGCAAAAGUGAAAAUCACAACAUAUUUACCCCAGUUCAGAAGAUCGAAGAAAUUCUCAAGGUGAAACAAGGCACCAGUGAGUUGAACAUAGAGGAAGACAUUUCCUUCUCACUGAAAUCAUCCCUGGUUAAAGCCCUGGCCAAUUUGUCGUACAAGAACAAGAAGAAUCAAAACCUAGCUCGCGAUAUGCAAAUAUUCCCCGCAAUACUGGAGUGCACUAAUCUCGACGCAAGGAACCCACUCAUAAAGGAGUGGAGCAUCUUAGCUAUCAGAAAUCUGUGUGACGACAACCUGGAGAACCAACAGUUUGUGGCAUCUUUGACGAAAAUUGGAGACACCGAAAAUUCCCUACAACUGGAUUACAGCGGUGCGGCAGGGACCAUUCGGAUUAAGGACAGUAGCACGUCCUCACGUGGGCAAUGAAGUUGUGCCCACCGUUCCCAUUGUGUUCAAUGUUUAUUUACUUAGUCAGUCAAAAGCCUUACCUUUGUACUGCGAAUGGAUGCAAGAUUUGCUAGACAAACAGACUAGAUGGAAAUUGUUCGUAGAACAAUGCUGGAUUUGGUUUGCUGAUUGCUUUGGCUUCAAAGCUGAAAAAUAAAUUAAAUUGAUUAUUUAA